This is a messenger RNA of Asterias rubens (European starfish), 3297 nucleotides long. RefSeq names its product melanopsin-A-like. Gene Ontology annotation, cellular component: membrane. Gene Ontology annotation, biological process: G protein-coupled receptor signaling pathway. The coding region runs from base 285 to 1457 and encodes 390 amino acids. Gene Ontology annotation, molecular function: G protein-coupled receptor activity. The transcript has a single exon. The record is from RefSeq and is a predicted model, not a curated record. Lineage: Eukaryota; Metazoa; Echinodermata; Asteroidea; Forcipulatida; Asteriidae.
UUCGAUUUUCCUUCCCAACAGUGAUUAUUAAAUUAAUUCAAAUACAGCCCGGAGGUUGGUCCACAAUCUGCCAAUCCCCAUGAAGACGGAAGUGAAAAGGCAUUAUCGAGAAGGACGCGAUAUGAUAAUUUGUACAAGGGGUUGAGUUUACUGUUCGUGUCCACAAAACCAAUUGGCGAGAAUUGCGGUUUGCCAUUGCAGCUCGGACGCAGACAGAGUGAAGAUUCACUACUUGUACUUGGCAAAUUUGCUGUCAGUUAUAGCGAGUGAGAAAGCUGAUCACGAUGAACGACUCAAACACAGAUGUGAUGGAGGUAUCUGAUGAUAGCUUCACAACUGUCAUGUCCUACAUGACUACCAUGGAGAUAAACACCACAUCAGCGCCAGAUGGGAUAAUGUACAGCUACGGUGAGAGGGUCUUCAUCGGCCUGAGCUGGUUGAUCAUCUCCAUCUUGGGUAUGACCGGCAACGGCAUGGUCAUCCUGGCCGUAGGGCUGUCCAGACGGCUCCGGACCCCUACUAAUGUCUUCGUGGUCAACUUAGCCGUGGCAGAUUUCCUGUCGUGUUUCUGUCUCCCGUGGAGUGUGGCUGGUCUUCUGAGUCAGAACGGAAUCACUGGAGCCGAGAUACCAUGCAUGGUCACCGCUUUCAUCAGCUACGUAAGCUCAGGCGCGAGUCUCUACCACAUGGCUAGCAUUGCUCUGAACCGUGUGCUUCUCAUCAAGAGACCCAUGACUGCUUACCAAUGGCUCUACACCCCUACUAAGAUCACCUUUCUUGUGACAUUUUCAUGGCUUGUUGCAAUCUGCGUCAUUUUGUUGCCACCUCUGGCUGGUAUCGGUAGUCUUGGCUACGACGAGCAGGAGCACACAUGCACUGAUGAUGACACCCACCCCCUGGCCAAGCUCUACCAACUCACCCAGGUAGUCUUCUUCUUCCCUGGUCCAAUGAUCAUCAUCGUUGUGUGCUACAUUAUCGUAUUCGCUCAUGUCCGCAGCCACUUCAUCAAGCAGAAGAAGCGCCGACCAUCCUACCAAAUAUCCAAGGACACUCCGAGUGGCCCCGUCAGCAGCGGCUAUAUCCCCUCUGACAGCCCGGCGGAAAUCCAGGCGGGAGACACCAUCGACGCCUCGGUCAGGAAUCGCCUCAACCGGCAACAAAUUCAGAUCACUAAGAACUUACUGAUGAUAGUGGUGGUCUACUUCGUCUGUAUCAUCCCCUAUAGUGUCAUGCUCUUCACGGGCAGCGAUCGCUACACACUCUACGGUGGUACCAUCUUCUUAUGCAAUACAUGGAUCAACCCGAUAGUCUACGCUACAAAACACCCCCAGCUUAAGGUAGUACUUAGAAUGAUGAUUCGAUGCCGAUGCAACAAGAUCCCUGAUCCAUCCCGAAUGGUAAGACGACUAUCAAGCAAGACCAUCAAGAUCAACAAUGUCAACCAAACCAAGGCCUAAAGAACUUUGCCAUCAAAUCCUCAUGACUUUUUAACUUUAGGUCGAGACAUCCACAGUUGGACUUAGAUCUCCACUGCCUCAUGACUCUUAAACGUUAGCUCGCUGAGGUAUGCUCCGAGCGGCCUAACAUGUCAUACUUUAAGGGGAAUGCCCCCGUCAGUUGUCCUGACAUCGUAAGUAUGAUUUGGUUUCAAAGAGAAGAUGCUUCGAUUGCUUGUAACUGCAAAACCAUUUCGUAAAAAUCUGAUUUGGUUUUAGAAGUGCUGAAAUACUUUAUUAUUGUCAGACGAAAUCAAAGGUAUCAAGCAAAUAAGUCAAGAUUUUUCUCCCUGGAAACCAGACGAUACUUAAACACUGUGAAUAAAUCUGAAAAUACGUAUGUUUUGCUAAAGUAGUUCUAACAUGAUCAUUAUGAAAAUUGUGCCCACCGUUUAAGUUAAUAUAUUUGUGUGUGACACCAUGAGAAAACUUUAUACUCGGUGCACUGGAUAUUAUACAAAUAAUUGAAUGCAUUUGAGUCUAUUGUCGCAGGUGAUAACCUUUUUCGCAUGUGAAAUCUGGACUAUCCCAUUUCACAAGGCAAAGUCGAGUAAAAUGGAAAGACCAGAUUUUACCGAGUGAUUAUGUCAUGCGACAAUACACGAACAAAAUGCAUUCAUUGUUUUUGUUUUUAAAUAUAUUUUCUGUAUAACUUACUGGGAUAUAGAUUCUAGUUAUUCAAAUUUGUUUACAAUAAACACAAAACACGAACUCAUGCAACCCGGACUCUGAAAACUCGAGGUAUCUAAAAAAUAAAAAUGAAAAGAAAUGACAGCAAACAAAUCAAACUCUAACCGUUGACUAAAUGACAAUAACAAUGUUUUCCGCUGUGACAUGACAUUGCCUCGUUUGGACAAACUGGCAGUAAAUGAUUAUUCAAACGAUGAAGCAUCAUUUAAUUAUCCAUAUUGGACUGCAAUAUUAAAUUCUGGAGCGUCGUAAAUACAUAAUACAAUAAUGGUGAAAUUUGUGAAAUUCAAGUUGAUAUUUUACUGCUAACGAAAUUUGAGUUGAAACUCUUGAAUCAAAAGCACCAUUUUGUAGACAUGGACAAGGGGGGGACGAUAGGAAAACUAAAAUAAUUUUAUGGUUGGGAUAUUUUUAGCCUCAAAGUAAAUGAUGUCAAAUAAUACAUGCUUUCGCUGUAUGGAAAAUAUAACUGUUUGAUGUUCAUAAAACAAAGAAACAAUCCAUAUUUUAAGAGGGCAAAUCAUUUAGUAUUUUUAUUUGUUUCUGUAAACAUGGUUCCAGUCAGUUUAAAUUUAUGAACUUAUCAUCUUGUCUUUGCGAUUUUUGAAGUCGAGCCUCGUAUAAAAUAAAUAAUUAAAAUAGAUGAAUAAUAAAGUACACAACUGUGCUCUAAAACAGACAUUGUAAAUAAUUCAAAGGAUGCCAUAGAGUAAGAUAAUUAAGAAUAAAACUGCAAUUAGAAUCAAUCUUGACGACACAGGAAUGAAAUUCGAAUAAUCUAUUAUUAACGAGGUGAUAUAAGAUUAAAUCUGAUGACACAGUGAAGACAUUUGAAUAAUUUAUCACUGAAGAAUCAAUUAAUAUUUUAUCUUUAUGACUUUAGGGAAACACGUUUGAAAAUUCUAUUAUUAAUAAGAUGACAAAAGGUUCAAUUUUUGAUGACACAUAGGAGAAACUUGAAUAAUCUAUCCUUAAAGGGCAGGUAUAUGUCAUUAAAGGAAAGUUAUCAUUCUUAAAAGAAAUGGCAAUGGAAACUUGUUGGUUAGAAGCGUAUAGCAGCUUUCGAUGUUAUAAAGCAUUUUGAAAAACAUUUCACUUCAAAAUAAUGUGG